Molecule: messenger RNA, 1672 nt
Organism: Aspergillus candidus
Lineage: Eukaryota; Fungi; Ascomycota; Eurotiomycetes; Eurotiales; Aspergillaceae
Product: U4/U6-U5 snRNP complex subunit PRP31
Exons: 1
Coding region: 24-1592 (522 amino acids)
Biological process (GO): spliceosomal tri-snRNP complex assembly; mRNA splicing, via spliceosome
Cellular component (GO): U4/U6 x U5 tri-snRNP complex; precatalytic spliceosome; U4 snRNP
Source: RefSeq, a predicted model, not a curated record
GGCGCAUCUUGCUGUGGUCCAAAAUGUCUACCGCCGAAGAACUGUUGAGAGAUUUUGAAGACGACGAGGAGGAUUUGCAGGAGGGAGAGGGACAGGGUCUGGAAGAGCAUGUGGACGAAGAGGAGCAAUACCAGCAGCAGCAGCAGCAGCAGGCUGCGCCGGCAGAGAGGAACGAGUUCGACGUCGCCGUAUCGACUGGAGACGAAUUAACACGGCUACACAAAGUGCUUCGCGAUCACUACUCGAUCAGAUUCCCAGAGCUCGAAACUCUAGUCACGAACCCGAUCGACUACGCCAAGACGGUUGCGAUUCUCAAAAAUGGCCCGCUGAACGAUAUCAAGGCCCUGUCGUCCUCAUCCGACAACAUGGUGGGCGUGCCUCUCAAGUCAGUGCUGGACGGCCCGUCCUUGAUGGUGGUCACCGUGGAGGGGACUACAACGCGAGGGCGCGAGAUGACCGAGUCCGAGCUGAAGCUGGUGCUCGAUACAUGCGAACGGAUCCUGAAGCUCGACCGGGAGCGGACGGCCCUUACGGAAAGCAUCCAGUCGCGCAUGAGUCAGAUUGCGCCCAAUCUGGCGGCCUUGAUCGGUCCCGAGACAGCCGCUCAGUUCCUCAACCAGACGGGUGGGCUGCGCGAGCUCGCCAAGAUCCCUGCGUGCAACCUGGCCGCGCAAGGUUCAAAAAGGACGGAAGGUCUUGGAUUCGCGAACAUCGGCAUCCGAACUAAGGGUUUUCUCUACAACUCGCCCAUGAUACAAGACAUUCCGGACGACCUGAAGCGACAGGCUAUUCGCAUCGUUUCAGCCAAGAUGGUACUCGCCACCCGGGCGGACGUGUCGAACUACAGCCCAGAAGGCACCUUGGGAGAGGACUUGAAGCAACAGUGCUUUCAGCGCCUCGAAAAAUUGACAGAGCCCCCUCCAAACGCCAACGCCAAGGCCCUCCCUACACCGGACGACAAGCCGUCGCGAAAGAGAGGCGGACGCAGAGCCCGAACAGCCAAGGAAGCCGUCGCCAUGACCGAGCUCCGCAAAGCCCAGAACCGCGUCGCAUUUGGCAAAGAAGAAGCAGAAGUUGGAUACGGCGCCGGCGAAGGAACAGUUGGCCUGGGCAUGCUGGGCCAGCAAGACGACGGACGAAUCCGAGCGACCCAGAUCGACCAGCGGACGCGCGCCAAGCUCAGCAAAUCCAACAAAGGAUGGGGCACCGCCACCCCUGCCAGCGGUACCGCUUCGUCGCUGCGCGGAUUCAACUCCGGGGCGUCGGGCACCGCUAGCGUUCUACAAGCUAGGGGCCUUCGCACCUCUGGGAUUGGCACUUCGCUGGGCGGCUCCGGCACGGCGAGUACGAUCGCGUUCACUCCUGUGCAGGGCCUUGAGCUCGUCGACCCCAACGUGCAGGCUGAACUAAGCCGGAAGCGCAAGGCUGAGGAGGAUAGGUGGUUCAAGUCGGGCACAUUUACGCAGGUUGGCGGCCAGAAUAGCGGCAACCGGGGAGAAAGUGGAGGUUUCAAGGUGCCGGCGUUGCCUCCGAAGAAGAAGGUCGACACUGGUGAGGGCAAGAUGGGGCCGCCUGCACCGCCGUCCAAAUAAUCUUCUAUCUGUUAUGCUGAGCAUUCAAGGCGUUUGGUUUCUUUUGUCUUUUUUAUUGUCUCUCUUUCGCAGAAUAGCAU